Molecule: messenger RNA, 2691 nt
Organism: Diospyros lotus (date-plum)
Lineage: Eukaryota; Viridiplantae; Streptophyta; Magnoliopsida; Ericales; Ebenaceae
Product: piriformospora indica-insensitive protein 2-like
Exons: 3
Coding region: 854-2281 (475 amino acids)
Molecular function (GO): protein binding
Source: RefSeq, a predicted model, not a curated record
ACCUAUUAAUCUCACCCAACUACCAAACCCUUCAUCCAUUUUGGGUAAUGCAUGUUGAGGCAGAAAAUUUAUACAUAGAAAAAGAUGUCAUUGAUUUUCUUGGAAAAUAACAUCAGUAGUUAGUACUUUCGUGUGUUGUAAAGAAAAUUUCUAUGAAAAAAUUUAUGAUUAGAUUAAUAAUGCCUAGCUACAGCCUUUUGAUUAGGGUAAAAAGUUCGUGGAUUUUGCACCAUUUUCUUUAGAUGGAGUUGGGAAAUUAGGAUGCCGCAAAAGCAGAGAGGCAGUUCAUUAGCUUACAGCUUCAUCAGCCUCCUUUCUCUUUGCUCUGGCCUUCUCAAUGCCUUUAGUUACUCCUACUCUCCUACUCCUACUACUGGCCUGAUCUUAUUGUUAUUACUGCUACCUCUUGGGCAUUGAAAACUGUGCUCUAGCUUUCACUCUAGAUCUUGUGUCUUCUGAUACUCCUGUUUUCUUCCUUAGCUUUGCCAUAUACAUUGGAAGUAAUAGCCUUGCGUCUGGAACUGUGCCUCCUUGCCUUUCUCCAUUUCCCUGUUCCAUUCAAUUCAAUUCAAUUCAAUUCAAUUCCCUUGGAUCUUUCCUUCUCCCAUCUGGGUUUCCGGGAAAAACAAAAUGUGGCGUUUCUGGAAAUACCCAUUUGGAAUUUUCUCACCAUAAAUGGCCUCCAUCCUUCUCGUUCCAUCCCUCUAGAGUCUAGACUUUUACCCUUCUGGGUCUUUCUUCUUCCUCUGUUUUAGCUCCUUUUUUUUUUUUUUUUUUAGAUUACGCGCUAGUUUUAGCUCUUCUUAAUCAGUUCCUCUUGUUGGUUUGGCUUCAGUUCUUGCUCAAGUUAUCCAUGAAGAGCUUUCGCACCAUUUCUAUUACUGUUCUUCUCUUUCUACUUUCUUGGGGUGGGUGGUGCAAUGGAGAAGCAGAAGCUUCGGCAGCUCCAAUGGAGGAAACAGAGAAGAAGGCCCUCUACUCUACUAUCCAAGGUUUUGUGGGCAACUGGUGGAAUGGCUCAGAUCUCUAUCCAGAUCCUUGUGGUUGGACUCCCAUACAGGGUGUGUCUUGUGAUAUAUUUGACGGCUUUUGGUAUGUCACUGCCCUAAGCGUUGGCCCAAUUCAUGACAACUCUCUAGAUUGUGCCCCAAAUGCCAAAUUUAGAGCUGAUUUGUUUGAGCUUAAACACUUGAAAUCUCUGUCAUUCUUCCACUGCUUUGUUUCCAACCACCACCAUCCGAUGCCAAUCCCUACUGGUAACUGGGAAGCACUUGCCGGCAGCGUAGAGUCACUAGAAUUCCGAUCAAACCCAGGUCUCAUUGGACAAAUUCCCACUUCAUUUGGCAACCUCAAAAGGCUCCAAUCCUUGGUGCUACUCCAAAACGGAUUAACGGGCGAAUUACAGACAAACAUUGGCAGCUUAACCAAGUUAAGGAGGCUCGUCCUGUCUGGCAACAGAUUUACAGGCCAAAUCCCAAUUACAUUUGGUGGGUUGGCUGAGCUCUUAAUCCUUGACUUGAGCAAAAACUCACUGUCAGGGCCUUUGCCACUGACUUUUGGAGGGUUGACUUCAUUACUGAAGCUGGACUUGAGCAACAACAGAUUGGAGGGGCAAAUUCCAUGGGAAAUUGGCAGGUUGAAGAGUCUAACUCUGUUGGAUCUCAGCAAGAAUCAGUUUUCAGGUGGAUUGACCAAAUCCCUUGAAGAAAUGUGUUCUCUAGAAGAGCUGGUCUUAUCGAACAACCCAAUAGGUGGAGAUCUAAUGAAAUUGGGGUGGCAAAAGCUGGAAAGGCUGAUGGUUUUGGACCUCUCCAACUUGGCCUUGGGAGGAGGAAUUCCAGGCUCCAUUACUGAGCUGAAGAAGCUGAGAUUUCUGGGUCUCAGUGACAACAAUCUGACUGGCUAUAUCUCCCAAAAACUUGCUGACUUGCCCAGCAUUAGUGCAAUCUACCUUAAUGGUAACAACCUGGCUGGAGAGCUCAAAUUCCCUGAAUGGUUUUAUGGAAAAUUGGGAAGGCGUUUUGGGGCUUGGAGCAACCCCAAUCUCUGCUACCAAGAUGGCUUGGUGUCACAAAGCCUUGCCCCAAUUGGAGUAAGAUUUUGCGAGCAAGAGGUCACUUCCCAUGAACUUGACAACCUCAUUGCAAUAUCUAAUUUGGGUAAUGGAAACGCAAAGCAAAACUCCCAGUUCAUGGCCUCUGGGGGAUUCUCAAGAUAUGCUGUUGAUGGGUUCUGGUGUUUAUUUCUGUUGGAGGCAUUGAUGGCUCUUGUAACUCUUUGAUUUCUCUCUACAAGAUCAAAUCAACCGAGAACAAGGGCAGCUUCAGAGUGAUAGAGGCUGAAUCGGCUGAUGAUCUGAUUUGGGAUAUGUGCGAGAUGUUCUGGAUCUUUGAUCAUUAAUGGAAUGGAUGGGCGGCUGAAGAGUGAUGACUUUUAAAUGCAUCGAAAGUGAAGCUUUAGGCAUAGACCAGUGGUUAUGAGGGUCUAGUUUGUACCAUUAAGUAGGUUCUGGCUUCUGCGUUGCAGCUUGUACUGUAUAAAGUGCUCUUUUUUUAUGCUUAAAGUUGGGGGAAGAUGAUCAGUUUAAGGCACAUGCAAAGAUGAACUGCUGCAAAUUUAUGAUAAUUAAAGAAUAUCAUAAAUUUAAGCAUCUUUGAUGUUACAGCAUAUGUUUAAUUUAUCACUUAAAAA